CGGACCCUACCUUGGGAUACCCCACCCGGAAGUGGGUGGUGGAGUCACCGUCACCCAACCGGUCACACCACCGUCGACAUACUGCCUGCUGGGAUGUAGCUCGCCACCGGGGAAGUGCAGAGAUUGUAGAUACGAGCCUGACAUCGGUCACAGCAUCGGCGAUAACUCGAAGAGACCCACUGCCGUCGUUUGGUUUGUAGGAGAAGGAGGAAAGAGGCGCGCCGUCAAAAUGAUGGAAGAAAUAGAUAGAUUUCAGGUGCCGAGUGCGGUGCAGGAGGCGGAGAUGCAGGCUGAGAUGCAGCCGCUGGACCCGGCCUCGUCCACAGCUUCAGAGGCAGACUCAGACACCAGAGAGGGGGAGCCGGUCACCAUCAACUACAAGCCCUCACCCCUGCAGAUGAAAAUAGAGAAACAAAGAGAGUUGGCCAGGAAAGGCUCAUUGAAGAACAGCAACACUGUAGGUAGCCCAGUCAACCAGCAGCCCAAGAAGAACAAUGUCAUGGCCAGAACACGAUUGGUAGUCCCCAAUAAAGGCUAUUCCUCUUUAGAUCAGAGCCCCGAUGAGAAGCCCCUGGUGGCCCUAGAUACAGACAGUGAUGAUGACUUUGACAUGUCUAGAUACUCAUCGUCAGGAUAUUCCUCUGCUGAGCAAAUCAAUCAGGAUCUGAACAUUCAGCUGCUAAAAGAUGGCUACCGUCUAGAUGAAAUCCCAGACGACGAGGACCUGGAUCUGAUCCCGCCCAAAUCGGUCAACCCCACCUGCAUGUGCUGCCAGGCAACCUCCUCCACCACCUGUCAAAUACAGUAACCCCGCCCCCGACCCCCCCGCCACCUCGACACAACAUAACCAAGUCUUCAUCCGCUGUGAGUUUCCUUCGCCACCAGGGUGGCGGCAAUGAGGCAUUGGUAGAAUAUUGUAAUGACAGUUAAGUGCUAUGAUAAUGACAAUGACAAAUAAUCUUAUUAACGUAUAGAAGCUUUGGUUCAAAAUCUAGGAGAAGGGACACAUGUGAAAAUAAUAUGUAUUUAAAAUAUAAGUGAAGUGGUGGUUUCCUCCUAUGGAAGGACGUACACUUGUGCUUGACGGCUCUUCUCCUGUGAACAUGAUGUAACAUAACACAUAAUAAUAUAGCUGACAGAGAGACGGAAAGGUCAGUUGAUGCUGCAAAGUGAUUUUAAUUUCCCGAAAGUAUAGGAAACCUUGUCAUAACUGCUGAAUCAACUGUUCUGCUUUGCCUGAAAUCUGGGUUACAUUUUUGCAUUUUUUCUAGUUUUGUUUUUAUUUAAAUGCUUACUUUUUUCUUAACCUGAAGGAUCAGUGUGGUUGUAUGCAUUGAUGUUCAGAUAUUUAAAGUGUGGUCUUGGAACACAAAAUUAUUGGAUUACUGUGUUAAUUGUACUGUACAGGGUUGAUGUAGCACAGGCCAGUCCAUUGCACUCAUUCACGCCACCUUCACCUUUUGAUUUCUUUGCCCUUCUCGCUCGAGAUGUUUGAUCACAGAGUUUAGGGAUGAAUGUAGAAACAAAAAGACCGAACAGCUGAACGGAAAGUUAGCAAGUAGCACAUUUCAUUUUCACCUCAUUUCUGUUCUGCACAAUCUGUUGUUGUGGCACAAGCUUGAUUUGCAUUGUUUUGAAUUUGCACUUUUUGUUGUACUUUUUUAUUUUUCUUUGGGCCCAUAUCUGUGCACUCUUUCCCGCGCACCAGUGACAGUGGCUGAGCUGAUAUGAACUGUGUCAAAUGGGAAGAUCCCAUGUCAUUGCACAGACCCUCUAACAUUAUCCCCACGUUAUCAAGGCCAAAGGAACCGGAGGGGGGACUUCAGAUAGAUAUUUUAGCACAGUCUGUUGUGUUACGCCCUCACUUCGAUCACGAUCAGUGGACACUCCCUCCUUCCCAUUUCUAUCAUGACACCACAGAAAGAGUUUCCCUCUGUCGCUCUCUCACACACACACACGUGUGCACAUGCAUGCAUACAGACAGACGAUGCCAAAAGAAUGAGUGAGGUGGCAUCUAUUUCUCUUUUGACCAAUAGGACGGGAAUAGUUUUGUAACUGCAACAUCAAGGAUCGUUGACUUGGAGCACUAAUAUCCAUUUACGACUCUGUCUCUCUAAAUCAGUUGUUUAUUUACAAUUAGAGUAUGCCUUAAGUACAGAGAAGUUUGAAAGCUGUGUGUAUUUAUUGUCAUUAUUAUUUCUAAUCAUUUAGGUUUUUAUUUUCGAAGGAUAUUUGCUGUUUGUUACAUUAUGUUUUUUUUUUACAUUUAGAUAAUAGGAAGAGUUUUUUAUUUACAUUUCUUUCUUUCUUUUAGAUUCUCUUGUAUUGUAAACAUUUCCAUUACAGUAUUUAACAAUGUUAUUGUUAUGUGCAGUGUAUGAAGACAAUAAAUAAACACAAAGCAAAUGGAACACUCCAUGUUCUAA
Molecule: messenger RNA, 2426 nt
Organism: Mugil cephalus (flathead mullet)
Lineage: Eukaryota; Metazoa; Chordata; Actinopteri; Mugiliformes; Mugilidae
Gene: fam219ab
Product: family with sequence similarity 219 member Ab
Exons: 7
Coding region: 230-808 (192 amino acids)
Source: RefSeq, a predicted model, not a curated record